Entelurus aequoreus (snake pipefish) is the source of this 2585-nucleotide messenger RNA. RefSeq names its product cdc42-interacting protein 4 homolog. Bases 280 to 2040 code for a protein of 586 amino acids. The transcript is spliced from 15 exons. The record is from RefSeq and is a predicted model, not a curated record. Gene Ontology annotation, biological process: signal transduction. Gene Ontology annotation, molecular function: protein binding. Lineage: Eukaryota; Metazoa; Chordata; Actinopteri; Syngnathiformes; Syngnathidae.
GUCAUGUAAUGUUGCGCGCUGGCCCUUUAAGGGUUUUAAGGAUUUGGGAGUGACGCGGAUAUGAAACCCAGUUUCAUCUCGCUUUCCCUCCGCUAUGAAAAAUAUUUGGACAAACUAGACGAGCAGCUGUGCGCGGCCUUUAAUGAGCCAAUUAUGUGAGCGUGUGGACGUGACUUGUUGAAGGAAGCGACGCCUCUGCGACAAACUCCCGAGACAACUUCAGGAGAAGUUCUUUUGUAUUUCCCUCGGCGGUGGUGAGGCUGGGCCAGCGGGCUGAACAUGGACUGGGGCACCGAGCUUUGGGAUCGAUGUGACGCCAUCGAGAAGCACACGCAGUCCGGCUUGGAGCUGGCGGAGAAGUAUGUGAAGUUUGUGAAGGAGAGGACGGAGAUUGAGCAAAGCUAUGCCAAGCAGCUGAGGAACCUGUCAAAGAAAUUUAAUCUAAAAAGGAUCGGAAAAGAUGAGCCAGAUUGCAGAUUCACCAGCUACCAGUCGUUCAUGGACAUCCUGAACGAGCUGAACGACUACGCGGGCCAGAGGGAGCUGGUGGCCGAGAACAUGCUGAUGAACAUCUGCGCCGAGCUCACCAAGAACCUGCAGGAGCUCAAGCAGGAGCGAAAGUCGUAUCUGACGGAGGCCAAGAAGGCCCAGCAAGCCUUGGAGAGCACCAACAAGCAGCUAGAAACCAGUAAAAAGCGCUUUGAGCGAGAAUGGCGAGAAGCGGAGCGCACGGCGCAGUAUGCGGACAAGACGGACCAGGACCUCAACGCCACAAAGGCGGAUGUUGAAAAGGCGAAACAACAAGCUCACACGAGAGCGCACGUCGCCGAGGAGUGCAAGAACGACUACGCCGCGCAACUCCAGAGGUUCAACAAGGAGCAGAAUCAGUUUUAUUUUAACGACAUGCCGCUCAUCUUUAAUAAACUGCAAGAACUCGAUGAAAAGCGGGUGCGUAAAUUGGCGCAGGGCUACAUCCUGUUCGCCGAUACGGAGAAGCAGGUGAUGCCCAUUAUCGGCAAGUGCCUGGAUGGGAUCAUUAAAGCCGGCACUAAUGUGAACGAGAAGAAUGACUCCAUGAUUGUCAUCGAGCAGAACAAGUCCGGCUUCGAGCCUCCGGGCGAUGUGGAGUUUGAGGACUUCAGUCAGGGCAUCAACAGAGCGUCGUCCGACAGCAGUCUGGGGACGCCCAAAGGCCCCAUGGACCUUUUGGGGAAGAACCGAGGCAAAAACUUUUGGCUUUUCAGCAAAAAGACCAAGCUCUCCCCGUCCUUGCUCCCGCCUUUCUCCAACCCUCCGGCCCCUUCACCCACCAACGGACCCCCGUCCCCCAAGUUCGGCCGGGAACCUCUGUCGUACUAUUUGAAGGAGAUCAAUAAGACAGUCAAACCCAGAAUCUCGUCCUUCCGCACACUCAGGAGAUCGCCCGUGGUGACGGAGGACUUCACCCACCUCCCCCCGGAGCAGCGCAGGAAGAAGCUGCAACAGAAACUGGAGGAAAUUGGCAGAGAUUUGCAGAAAGAAGUAGAUAGUAGCGAGGCCCUGGGGAAGAUGAAGGGAGUUUAUGAGAAAAAUCCUCAAUUGGGAGACCCCACCAGUCUGUUAUCGCAAAUCAAUCAGACGGCCCAGAAUGUGGAGCGUCUGAGGGUGGAGCAAAGCAAGUAUGAGACCUGGCUAGCGGAGGCGGGAGGUCGAGGAGACACGCCGCGCUACAAACCUCACACCUUCAACAACAAUGAAGCUCAUGAAUCGCCAAGCCCCGACGGCGCUCACUCCGACGGAGGCACGCCGGACGUCUCCAACGCCAUCUACUCCGAGUUCGACGACGACUUCGAGGACGAGGAGGUGGCGCCUCCGAUCGGGAAGUGCACCGCCAUGUACAGCUUUCCUGGCGCCAGUGAAGGCACCAUCUCCAUGAAGGAGGGCGAGGUGCUGGCGGUGGUGGAGGAGGACAAAGGUGACGGCUGGACACGAGUACGUCGGAGCAACGGCAACGAGGGCUACAUCCCCACCUCCUACGUCACCAUCUCCCUCAAUAUAUGACACGCGGCGGGAGACAGGCAACAAACUAAAAACUAUGUGCAUUUCUUCCCGCCGGAAGUCACGGCGAGGCAACUCCAGCGCCGGUGGGCGGGACCGGGCGGCGUAUCCAGGAAGUAGUGGAAGGUAUGAAAACAUCCGCUAUUAGCAGGAGCACGGUGCUAACAAUUGCUCUUAUUGUCCUCGCCGCGUGGAAACCACAGUGAUAUUUAACCUUUUCAACAAAACAAGAAAUAAAAAAACAAGUGCAAGGUUUUUUAUGUAGCUUUAAUCAAACACGCGGGAGCAAGAAGGUCUUUUAGGGGCUUCACUUCCCUUUUGUUGACAAUGGCGGCCAUAUCACACUAGUCUAACAUUACAUUCAUGACAUCACUAUUUUCUACUAAAUGUCAUUUAUUGCAAAUGUUUAUGGUAGAUGUUUAUUUCCCCCUUGCACACACACACACACACACACACACACACACACACACACACACACACACACACACACACACACACACACACACACACACACACACACACACACACACACACACACACACACACAC